This is a messenger RNA of Hypomesus transpacificus, 1823 nucleotides long. Its product is annotated as macrophage mannose receptor 1-like. Bases 62 to 1144 code for a protein of 360 amino acids. The transcript is spliced from 7 exons. Lineage: Eukaryota; Metazoa; Chordata; Actinopteri; Osmeriformes; Osmeridae. The record is from RefSeq and is a predicted model, not a curated record.
CGUCUCAUUCUGCUGUGAACACCACAACGCUCACGUCCCUCUCUCUCCUCAGAUCAGAGCCAUGCAGUGCAGAGUCUCAUCUGUUGCCCUGCUCCUUGAGUUCUGGGUGCUCUCUGCCUGUGCACUACAUCAGUAUCAUCUGGUCAAUAUGAAUCUGAAUUGGACUGCUGCCCAGAGCUACUGUAGAGAGCACUAUGUUGACCUGGCGACCUUAGACAGCAUGGAGGACAUGCAGAACAUGUUGAACCAGACAGGUCUUGUCAAUGAUCAUUUUUGGAAGGGACUGACUAGAGACAGUGUCAGCAGCUGGAAGUGGUCUCUUUCAGGCAGUCAGUUCUACAGAGAAGGAGAGACGGAGUACAGGAACUGGGCCCAGCCAGAGCCAAUCACAGGCCAGCCCUGUGCUGCACUGGUCAGCAAUGAAACAGGAGUAUGGAGAGACUAUGCAUGUACAAAUACUUACUCUUUUGUCUGUUCUAACAGGGGUAAGGAUCCUGGCAAACCAAACUACAUCCUGGUUCUAGGACCAAGAACUUGGAGAAACGCUCAGCUCUACUGCAGACAGAGUUACACAGACCUGGCCAGCAUCAGGAACCAGGCUGAAAACAUCGAGAUACGGCAACUUGUUCUGGGAGAGAGUUCAUCUGCCAUCAUCUGGAUCGGUCUGUUCAAAGACGACUGGAAGUGGUCAGACGGGUCUACCUCCUCCUUCAGACACUGGUGGAGUGGCCAACCAAAUGAAAACCCUUUCUAUGGUUGUGCCUUCACACAUCCAUCUUUGUCAUCAUAUCCACGUGAUCCAUGGCACUGGAUUUCUUACCCUUGUUCUACUUCCUUCUAUUUUAUUUGCCACAAUGGGAGCAUCACAAACACGACCAUACUGAGCACUCUUGGUACAACAACAGGGAGCACCACUAAGACUCCUACUAAGGUGAAGCUGGUGGGGAGAGUGGAACUGGUUCCUAAUUCACCUUCGGACUUAGAGGAUCCUGCCAUGUUGGACUCCAUCUUGCAGCAAAUGAAGGCAGCUGGGAGGAUCCCAGAGCACAGCACGCUGAGAUGGAAGAAGCAGAAGGAUGGGAAGGUUUUCCACAAGAAGGAGGAGGAGGAGGAGGAGGGAGGAAGAGGAGACACGUGUCAUUAACAAGUCACAGCUACUAAAUGUUGUUAACUGUCUCUUGCAUCUCUGAGAGUACUGAUGAUGUCAAUGACAUUUCUGUAACUGCCAGAUGAUGUCCUUAUCAAUUCAUACAGUUUAUUUGUUCUUAUUAAUCAGGUGGUGGGGUAACAUGAAAUGAAGUAAAGCCUACUGAUUUUGUGGCCUUGUCUCAUCAUGUAUAUAUAACAGAUACAGCUACAUGUUUCAAUACCUUGUAAUCAAUCAUAAUCAUAGAUGUGCUUUAUCUGUGAGUAAAAUGUCUUAGAUUGUGAUACAAAAAGGUUUGAGUAUUUUAUAAUUUAAAUUGUGAUUGCGUAUUAAGUACUAUAGAAGUUAGAGAUUUUGCUUCAAUUUCAUGUGUAAUUGCAUUGUUGUUUGCAGUCAAAUCAAAUAUUUGCAGUAGCUAUCUAAGAAAUAUUUUUUCUCAACAAACAACAAACUUAAAAUCAAAGUCAAUAAAUAAAGUUUGCUUAAAUCCUGUGGUACAUUAAUGUAUAUUCUGAUGACUGAGAAAAUGAUGUCUGGAGGUAAAUGUGUAACUUGUUUAUUAUAAAUUUAAUUAGGAUUAUAGUAUCAAAUAUUUACACAUACAGUUACUCUACUCAUUUUUCAAUGAAGGUGUAUGGCAACUUAAAGAAUGGAAGGACAAAAUGACAAAUCAAAG